Messenger RNA from Triticum dicoccoides, 1921 nucleotides. RefSeq names its product transcription factor TCP14-like. The record is from RefSeq and is a predicted model, not a curated record. The transcript has a single exon. Gene Ontology annotation, cellular component: nucleus. Gene Ontology annotation, molecular function: DNA-binding transcription factor activity; sequence-specific DNA binding. Bases 225 to 1439 code for a protein of 404 amino acids. Lineage: Eukaryota; Viridiplantae; Streptophyta; Magnoliopsida; Poales; Poaceae.
CUUCCAAACCUAUAAUCUUUACCUCAUAGCUUAGCUCCUGGACUCUCUCUCUCUCUCUCUACCGUCGUCUCCAUCACACCUAACGAAUCUCGAGCUAGACCCACAAGAAGCGGUCGGCGGCAUCAAAUCCGUUCCCCUCUCCUGCAAACAACCACCCGUUUACCCGGCCAAAGCAUAUACACCCAGAGAUGGUUGUGUGUGUAUAUAACAUGGCCUAAUUGACCAUGGACAUCGCCGGAGACGCCGGAGGCGGCCGGAGGCCCAACUUCCCCUUGCAGCUCCUCGAGAAGAAGGAGGAGCAACCGUGCUCCAGCUCGGCUGCGGGGGGCACCUCGGGGGGCGGCGGGAAUGGAGCAGCCGCUGGCGGUGCCGCCGGAGGGGAGAUGCAGGUGCGGAAGGCGGUGCCCAAGCGGACGUCGACCAAGGACCGGCACACCAAGGUGGAGGGCCGGGGACGGCGCAUCCGGAUGCCGGCGCUGUGCGCUGCGAGGGUGUUCCAGCUGACCCGGGAGCUGGGGCACAAGACGGACGGCGAGACCAUCGAGUGGCUGCUGCAGCAGGCGGAGCCGGCGGUGAUCGCGGCCACCGGCACCGGCACCAUCCCGGCCAACUUCACCUCCCUCAACAUCUCCCUCCGCUCAUCUGGCUCCUCGCUCUCCAUCCCGGCCCACCUCCGCGGGGCCUUGCCGAGCCCCGGCGUAAGGUUCGGCUCCCGUGCCGACGCGUGGGACCGGGUUGUCGGACUCGGGUACCCGCCCGAAGGCCCCGCCUCGUCUUCGUCGACGCCGUCGCCGCUGUUGCUCAACUUCCACUCGGGUAGCGUCGGUCUUGACGUGCAGCCAUCGCCGUCAGCCGCUGCCGCUGCCGCAGCCGCCGACCUUUCGAGGAAGCGGCGAUGGGAGCAAGAAAUGCAGCAGCAACAACAACAACAACAUCAUCAGCAGCAGCAGCAGCAACAGUACCAGCAGCAGAUGGCGGGGUACACGCAGAGCCAAAUGCCGGGCACCGUCUGGAUGGUGCCAAGCAACUACUCGCAGGGCAGCGGGGCGCCUUCCGGCGGCGGCAACGGCGGCGGUGGAGGAGGAAGUGGUGAGUCGAUCUGGACUUUCCCGCAGGUGGGCAGCGCCGGCGCCGCGGCUGCCGUGUAUCGUGGGAGCGUGCCAAGCGGGCUACAUUUCAUGAACUUCCCUACACCGAUGGCGCUGCUACCCGGCCAGCAGCUGGGGCUCGGCCCAGUGGGAGGCAGCGGCGGUGGCGCAGGCGGGACUGAGGGGCAGAUGGGGAUCCUCGCCGCGCUGAACGCGUACCGGACACAGGCGGCGGAAGCAGCGGCGGGCCAAGGAGGCGGCGGUGGAGGAGGAUCGUCUAGCCAGCAGCAACACGGAGGUGGUGGCGGCGGCGGCGAGCGGCAUGAGAGCAUGAGCACCAGCGAGUCGUAGGCCGGGCGGGCCUCCGAGGAUCGCAUCGCAUCGCAUGCAUUGGUCUCUGGUGUGGCUUUGAUCUGUUCUUUGUCUUUGAUUUCUUUUUCCUUUUGUGGUUUCCUUCCUCCACUCCUAGACAUUAGACAACUCGCAAGGAUUACACUCGGCUGCGAUCCCAUGGCAUUUAGAUCAUCAUCGUCAUACUUAGCGCACGUACGUUUGUGCUUGUGAGUGGAAGAGCGAGGUGUGCCAUUGGAGAAGAGGACGGAAACACAGCAGCAGCAGCAGCAGCAGCAGCAGCAGCAAGAGAGAUUGUUUAUUUUUGUUCUUUUAGCAUUAGGGUUUGAUCAAAUGCGAGCGGAAGAGAUUUUCAUCAGGCAUGGCAUUCGUCACCUGCCGUGAUCGAUCGAUGGUUCAUUUUUGUUGUUUGCCACCAAGCUUUGUUAGUCCUAGCUUUCAAGUUAUUUUACACCAUGCAGGGCCAUUUAUUCCAUUUUGCA